AUGCCUCUCCAUUUGCUGGGGAAAAAAUCUUGGAAUGUCUACAACGCAGACAACGUUGCGCGCGUCCGCCGUGAUGAGGCCGCCGCAAAGGCCAAGGAGGAGGCCGAGGAGCAGCGCAUGCAGGAAGUCGAUGCCGAACGUCGGCUAGCCAUUCUUCGCGGCGAGAAGCCGCCGCCACUCCCCCUAGAAGAGCCCGAAGAUGUGGAGCCCAGGUCUCGGGAUCGCGAUGCCGCCCCGUACGGGAGGGAGCGGAAGAAGCGCAAGCGCGCCGGCGAAGACGACACCGAUUUUGAGUUGCGUAUCGCAAAAGAGCGCUCGGAAAUCGUACAAGCGUCCAACGACACGCUGCGUAAGUCCACUAGUUCUGCGCCUAUUGUUGACAGUACCGGCCACAUCGACCUGUUCGGCGAGGACCGGAAGCAGGGGCGCCACCUCAAGAACGAGGAGGCCGAAAAAGAGACCGCCAAGAAGAAAAAGGAGUAUGAAGAUCAGUUCACCAUGCGUUUUUCCAAUGCUGCCGGCAAAGACGGCAUUGUCGGUCCCUGGUAUGCGAACUCAGCAUCAAGAGCAGAUCUUGCUGAGCUGGAACCCCCGAGCAAGGAUGUUUGGGGCAACGAGGACCCCAGGCGGAAGGAGCGUGAAGCAUUGCGAAUUGUUGCUAGUGACCCACUUGCAAUGAUGAAAAGAGGCGCCGCUAAGGUGCGAGAAGUCAAGAAGGAAAGACAAAAGUUCGAAUUGGAACGCCAAAAAGAGCUAGAGCAACUACGCAAUGAUGAAAAACGCAAUGAGAAGCACGAAAGACGAAAGAGAGAACACAGGAGAGAUUCAGAGCGCCGCAACAGAGACAGGGACCGCGAAAGAAGGAGUCGAAGCGAGAGAGACCACCAAGAUGUCGACGAACGCCAUUUCAGAUCCCGACGGGACGGAAGAGAUCACGAUGAUGACCAUCGGCGAGAGUCGAGGCGAAGUAGCCGCCGCGAAGACAGGAGAGAUGAAGACGCAAGACACCGAAGAGAUAGGAGUCACGAAGAUAGGCAUCGGGGAGAUCAUGAUCGACGUGAUAGACACUCAACUUCGAGGAGACCGGACGAUGAUGGACAAAAAGACGAAGAGAGGCGACACGAAAGGCACAGCGGGAGGACCAGGGAUUGA
Colletotrichum truncatum is the source of this 1152-nucleotide messenger RNA. RefSeq names its product homocitrate synthase. Lineage: Eukaryota; Fungi; Ascomycota; Sordariomycetes; Glomerellales; Glomerellaceae. The record is from RefSeq and is a predicted model, not a curated record.